AGGUACUCGACCUUGCACCUAGACCGAUUCGAACUCCAUGACAGCAUUUGCGACGAGCGAGGCCUGUAGUAGCCAUUUCCAUACCCAACGGCUUGGGUAGGUCCUCAGACUGCCGUUCGUUGCUCCGUCUUCCUCAUUGCUGCUGUCCCUCCCGACCCAGCGACUCUCUUUGGUUUCGUAUGGCAUCUCCGCAUUAACCCGGAACACACCCUCAUACUCGUAUGUUUGACGCCAGACUCUACACUUCGUGCAUUCGGGCAGCAUGGCACCGCAUUCCACGAGCUCACAGCCACCCUCCGGCGAUGCCGAACCACAACCAACCUCCACCACCUCCCCCUCCGAAAUCACCGUCCUCGCCUCCUCCCGCGCAGUCAUCAACAGCAAAGUCACCCCCGCAACCAUCGUCCUCUCCACCCGCACCGGCAAAAUCACCUCCAUCACCCCCUCAGUCCUCCCGCCAUCCUCCUUCCCCGCGGGAACAACAUACAAAGACCACACCCCACACAUCCUCCUCCCGGGCCUGGUCGACGCGCACGUCCACCUCAACGAGCCCGGGCGAACGGAAUGGGAGGGCUUCUGGCACGGCACGCGCGCGGCGGCGUUCGGAGGCGUGACGACGGUGAUCGAUAUGCCUUUGAACGCCAUCCCGCCUACGACCACGGUAGCGGGGAUGAAAGAGAAGGUGGCAGCUGCGAGGGGCCAGUGUUGGGUGGAUGUGGGGUUUUAUGGAGGCAUCAUUCCCGGAAACGUCGGGGAGUUGAAGCCGUUGAUUCAAGAGGGGGUGAGGGGAUUCAAGGGGUUUCUGAUUGACAGUGGGGUGGAGGAGUUUCCGGCCAUUUCGCCGGAGGACAUGAGGAAGGUGUUUGUGGAGUUGGCCGAUGAGCCGACGACGGUCAUGUUUCAUGCGGAGAUGCUGCCGCCAGUUGCUGCUGCAGGGGGAGAAGCCGCACCCUCUGGACCUCCGGAACUAUACCAGACGUUUCUGGAUUCGCGCCCAGCGACUUUCGAGACUUGCGCAAUCUCGGAGAUCAUCAACAACGCACACCUGGCGCCGAACCUCCCACUACAUAUUGUGCAUCUAUCUGCGAUAGAGGCGAUCCCGUUACUUCGGAAAGCGCAGCAAGCUGGUAUCAAAAUCACGGCGGAAACGUGCUUCCACUAUCUCAGCCUGGCGGCCGAACGGGUACAAGCGGGAGACACACGACACAAGUGCUGCCCACCGAUACGAAGCCAGUCAAACCAGGAUGGACUAUGGCACGAGCUGCUGGAGGCAGGCGGGGUGAUAUCGACGGUGGUAUCGGAUCACUCGCCCUGCACCCCGGACCUCAAGCUGCUCGCUUCCCACAUCCCACCUGCCAGCCGCGAUGCAAAAGCAAGCGGGCGUACGGCAUCGAACCAAGGCGAUUUCAUGUCGGCAUGGGGCGGGGUGUCUUCGGUUGGGUUGGGUCUCAGCAUCCUCUGGACAGAAGCAAGUCGGCGUCAGCUUGAUCAGAACCAGACGAUACUGGACAUUGUGAACUGGUGCUGCAUCAACACCGCCAAGCAGGUUGGACUAGAAGCAAGAAAGGGAGACUUGAGAGUGGGCAUGGACGGCGAUAUUGCGGUUUUUGACGACGAGGCGGAGUUUGAAGUGGGGCCUCGAACGAUGUUGUUCAGGAACAAGUGCUCGCCAUACGAAGGCAAGGUGUUGAAGGGAGUGGUGCAGGAGACGUGGGUGAGGGGGAAGAAGGCGCAUAGCAGAGCGGAUGGGUUUGGGGAGAGGAUGGGGCCGAUGGGGGAGUUGAUACUGGAGAGAAGGGAGAAGAAGGCAAUCAGGUAGUGGCGUAGAGUGAGUGAGUGAAUGAAUGACAGAUAUGAUGAUUCGUGAC
Molecule: messenger RNA, 1868 nt
Organism: Neohortaea acidophila
Lineage: Eukaryota; Fungi; Ascomycota; Dothideomycetes; Mycosphaerellales; Teratosphaeriaceae
Exons: 1
Coding region: 263-1819 (518 amino acids)
Biological process (GO): purine nucleobase catabolic process; allantoin catabolic process
Cellular component (GO): cytoplasm
Molecular function (GO): allantoinase activity; zinc ion binding; cobalt ion binding
Source: RefSeq, a predicted model, not a curated record